Messenger RNA from Entrophospora candida, 1134 nucleotides. The record is from the annotation of a GenBank genome assembly. Lineage: Eukaryota; Fungi; Glomeromycota; Glomeromycetes; Entrophosporales; Entrophosporaceae.
UCAUUAUUGUUCAAGAAUGUUGAUGAUACAGACUCAGAUAUUCCAAGAUUAAAACCAAAGGUUGCUGCAACAAGAAAGAAAAUAUUAAUAAAUUGGGAAGACAGUGAAACAAAUCAUUGUAGAUGUCCAGAUUGUUAUCAUCAAAUAACAAAACAACGUCUUAUCCCUGAAAAUAUUUACCCUACAUCUAUUGAACUUGGUACAACUGGUUUAGAAAUAAAAUAUGGAGUUGGUUACGAAGGCAUUCUUAUGAUCCACAAUUUUUUGAUUCAUUUUUUGCAUUUAGACACAAGUUGGAAAACAUUGUGGGAUGCAAGAAUUAAAGAUUAUCCACCAAUUGCUCAAUAUGAAGAAGUGAUGGGCAGUGAAGUAGGAUUGAGAAAUUGGCUAAGGAAUAUUGAUGAAUUUGGAUUUUGUUUUGUUGAUGGAGUUCCACCAAGAGAGAAAGAAACUGAAGAAUUAGCCAAAAGAAUAUGUUUUAUUCGCGAAACACAUUAUGGUAAAUUCUGGGGAUCUACAGCAAAUUUGGCUCAUGGUGACACUGCAUACACUACAUUAGCAUUGAAAGCGCACACAGAUAAUACAUAUUUUACUGAUCCAUCAGGUCUCUUACUGUUUCAUUUGAUUGAAUUUGAUGGGGUUGGAGGUGAAUCGUUGUUAGUUGAUGGAUUUUCGGCAGCCAAACAAUUAAAGAUGAAACAUAAAGAUGCAUACGAUGCAUUAUCAAGAAUACCAAUUCCUACACAUGCAGCCGGUGACAAAGAUGUAUUAAUUCAACCAACACCAUCAUCCUAUCCAAUUCUUAACAUCAACCCAUACACAAAAGAGUUAUAUCAGAUAAGAUACAACAAUGAUGACAGAUCAACAUUGGACAUGUUGAGCCCAGAAGAUAUAGAUGUGUUUUAUGAUUCAUUAAGAAAAUGGAAUAGUAUUCUGGAAGAUCAGAAGAAUGAGUAUUGGGUUCAUCUGUUACCUGGUAGAGUUUUAAUAUUUGAUAAUUGGCGAUUACUGCAUGGUAGAUCUGCAUUCACGGGUCAUAGAAAACUUGUUGGUGCUUAUUUAAAUUGGGAUGAUUAUAGAUCAAAAUUAAAAAUUUCUAAUUUACCAAAAGAUGAAAUUUACGAAAUGAUAUAG